Messenger RNA from Scophthalmus maximus (turbot), 2148 nucleotides. It is a transcript of the gene slc2a6, whose product is annotated as solute carrier family 2 member 6. Lineage: Eukaryota; Metazoa; Chordata; Actinopteri; Pleuronectiformes; Scophthalmidae. The coding region runs from base 293 to 1825 and encodes 510 amino acids. The record is from RefSeq and is a predicted model, not a curated record. Gene Ontology annotation, biological process: transmembrane transport. Gene Ontology annotation, molecular function: transmembrane transporter activity. Gene Ontology annotation, cellular component: membrane. The transcript is spliced from 8 exons.
GUCCACAGGAAGAUCAAGUUCAGAACGGGACCAGGGUGGAAUACGACUGCUCAAAACAAAACUGUCCUUGAACGGUUUGCUUUCACUCUUCCUCCUGUUUACUGGAAGCUUCAUUGGAACAGGAUAGACUUUGAUUUAUUUUCAUCUGGCCAUGUUGGCCAUCUCAAAACAAUUUUUAUUUAAUUAUUAUUAUAUGAUUUUAGGAAAAUUUCAUUUUUUUGAGGAUUACAAACAGUGCGUACGUUAAAAAGAUUACAUACAUCAGACACCUUUGAUUACGGCUGCUGUGAUCAUGUCUGCAGACAUGAACGAAGAGGCACCACUACUGAAGAGAAGAUUAACAGCAUCUGAAUCCAAGAUCCAUAACUCCAAACUCUUCCUGGCUGUUUUCUCGGCUGUCCUGGGGAACUUCAGCUUCGGUUACUCCAUGGUCUUCUCGUCCCCCGUCCUGCCAAAGCUCAAGAGCCCAGAUGCCGACCCCAGACUCAGGAUGGACACAGAGCAGGCUGCCUGGUUCGGCUCCAUCUACACACUGGGAGCAGCGGCCGGCGGACUGGGGGCCAUGCUGCUCAACGACAUGAUUGGACGGAAGCUGAGCAUCAUGAUGUCAGCGGUGCCGUCGACUAUUGGAUACCUGCUGAUGGGAGGAGCAGUGAACUUGUGGAUGCUCCAUGUGGGCCGUUUCCUUACUGGUGUUGCCGGUGGGAUGACUGCAGCAUCCAUUCCUGUUUACAUCUCAGAAAUCUCCCACAAAGGAGUGAGAGGAGUUCUGGGCUCCUGCCCCCAAAUCACUGCUGUGUUUGGGACCCUAGCUCUCUAUGCUCUGAGUCUGGUGGUACCGUGGCGGUGGCUGGCAGUUGCCGGGGAGAUACCAGCUGUGCUGAUGGUCGUGUUGCUGGUGUUCAUGCCCUCCUCUCCCAGGAGGCUGCUCUCCUUGGGCCGAGAGGAAAAGGCUGCGAAAGUCCUCCGCUGGCUGAGGGGAAGUCACUACGACACACACAUCGAGCUCAGUGCCAUACAACGCAGCAUCAGCACACAGGGUAGAGUCACAUUGUCCCAGCUUGGCACGCCCGUCUACUACCGGCCAAUCCUCAUCUCAGUGGUGAUGCGUUUCCUGCAGCAGAUGACGGGAAUCACGCCGAUUCUGGUCUACCUGGAGUCCAUCUUUAUCCAGAGCAAAGUCUCCCUGCCGCCCAGUUGGGACGCUGCUUUGGUGGGUGUGGUCCGCCUCUUUUCUGUUGUCACGGCAGCAUUUUUGAUGGACAAGGCCGGACGCAAAGCCCUGCUGUACACAUCAAGCAUGCUGAUGUUCCUGUCCUCUCUGACUCUGACCAUUAUCUCCCACACCACACCUUGCCCUCCACUCCCCACUCCUCCAACUUUUUCUUUGGGUUUGGGCAACAGCACCCACCAUGACAUCGCAGAUGUUUUGGAGGCCAGCCACCAAGGUUCAGCAGGCAUCCUUCCACUAAUUAGCACCAUGGUGUUUAUAUUUGGAUAUGCUUUGGGAUGGGGCCCAAUCACGUGGUUGCUGAUGUCAGAGGUGUUGCCGCUCGUUGCCCGGGGCGUGGCUUCGGGUCUGUGUGUCACUAUCAGCUGGUUGACAGCCUUCAUGCUCACACAUGCCUUCACACACCUGGUGGACAGUUAUGGCCUAUAUGUGCCGUACCUGUGCUUCACGGUGGUGUGUGUCAUCUGCCUGCUGUUCAACGCUGUGUGCAUCCCAGAGACUCGCAGCCGCUCACUGGAGGAAAUAGAGAAUUACUUCAGGACCGGCCGUACGUUCACCAUCAGACGGAGUCAUUCUACUGUACAGCCCACCUGAAGCUCACAGAUUUCUUUGAUUAAAAAAAUUCUGAUUCAAACUAUGUAUAGCUCUAAAGCAGGACUACUGGGAGGGAUAUUUGUUUUCCCAAUUAAAAUGUAACAAUCAACAAUAAGCCUAUAGAGGGUGCAAGUUUCACAAAGUGUAAAACCCUCUGAGAAAAGGUCAAAGGCCACUGCGGCUGAGCCCAGCAGACUAACUGUUACCAUUAUGUCUAGAAGCAGGGUAAUGUUUUUACAUCCAAGUAAUGAUCUUGUUACAAUAAUACCAUUGUUAAAUGUAAAUGUAUGUUUAUACUAAUUAAAUGAGGCUGAUAUAAUCAA